Lacerta agilis (Sand lizard) is the source of this 1894-nucleotide messenger RNA. RefSeq names its product tripartite motif containing 59 (gene TRIM59). Gene Ontology annotation, molecular function: zinc ion binding. Gene Ontology annotation, biological process: cilium assembly. The record is from RefSeq and is a predicted model, not a curated record. Lineage: Eukaryota; Metazoa; Chordata; Lepidosauria; Squamata; Lacertidae. The transcript is spliced from 2 exons. Gene Ontology annotation, cellular component: centrosome; cilium; intraciliary transport particle B. Bases 614 to 1837 code for a protein of 407 amino acids.
UGGCAAUCUCAGCUUCCCAGAAGCAGAACUAAGGAGAAUCCCGAUCAAGUUGCAACAGACACCUCGGACAUCAUUGCACAUGCAAAAGAAUAUCUGUAUUUACUGAUCAUUUGGUGUAACACCUGUACAAGGCACUUUGUUUCUAGUACAUAACUUGAGUUUCUUGCAACAGGCACUUAAUGAAGCUGUUGAAGCCUGUUCCAUUACUGUGGGAUGAAGGCUGGGCUUUCUAUCUUGUGCAAGAGGCAAGAAUUCUGCAGUCACAAAACUGUGUUUACAUUCCUGCACAAGCUUUCAGAGAGCAAGCUGGAGACAACAUUGCAGCAAAUUACCCCAUUGCCAAGAUUCCUGAUCACCGCUCAGAUGACCAUGGUAAACGUGCAAUGGAGUUUCUCAGCAAUGAUGAUGAAGCAUUUCCUCUGGAACACCAGGAGAAAAGACAGACUCAAUGCUUUGUGGAUUAAGUAAGUUCCAGACUUCAAUCACAGGACAACUAGACUAUUUGCAAGACCAAAAGACUCUUUGGAGAAGGGGUGUGGCUAUGGGAUAGAGAACGGCUGCUUAACUCUGGAGCACCUUCCUUGCCUGAAGGAAACACAGUUAAGAGAAGGAAAUGCAUCAUUUUGAAGAGGAACUAACUUGUUCCAUUUGCUAUAGUAUAUUUGAUGACCCUCGUGUACUGCCAUGUUCACAUACUUUUUGUAGAAACUGUUUGGAAAGUGUUCUUCAGUUAUCAGGUAACUUUUCCAUAUGGAGACCCUUAAGACUUCCACUGAAGUGUCCCAACUGUAGAAGCAUUGUUGAAAUUCCACCGACUGGCACAGAAUCUUUGCCUGUCAACUUUGUAUUAAAGGCUAUAAUUGAAAAGUAUCAGCAAGAGGACCAUCCAGAUGUCGCUACAUGUAGUGAACAUUAUAGACAACCUCUAAAUGUUUACUGUCUUCAAGACAAAAAACUAGUAUGUGGCCAUUGUCUUACAAUAGGAAAACACCAUGGCCAUCCCAUAGACGACCUUCAAAGUGCCUACAUGAAAGAAAAGGAAACUCCUGGCAAACUCCUUGAACAGCUGACAGAUAAACACUGGAGUGAAGUGUGUUUACUUAUUGAAAACCUGGAAGAACAUAAAGCUCAAUGUGAGAGCAUUGUCCAGGAGGAUAAAAAAACUGUGUUGCAAUAUUUCAAGAGACUCAGUGAUUUACUUGAUCAUAAAAAACAAGCUUUGCUUGCAGCUUUGGAAGAAGUGAACAUGCAAAUUGAGACAGAAUAUGAACCUCUAAUUGAAAAUAUGAAGGGCAUACGGGAAGAACAACUUGAACUGAUGUCACUGAAUACAGCCAUUCAGGAGGAGGAAUCUCCUCUCUUAUUUCUGGAGAAGGUUGAUGAUAUUCGCCAGCGUGUUAAAGCUUUGAAGGAAAAGCCGUUACCAAAUAUAAAGCCUGUUGAAAUCUACCCGCGAAUAGGGCAGGUGCUGAAAGAUGUGUGGUCCAAAAGUGAAAUCAGUCAGGUCAACAAGAUUCUCAUUCCCAAAAUAAAGCUAAUUUCAAAAGAAAAAAUAUGCAGCCAUGGCUGUGAAAAGGAGAAGAAACCACGGAAAGAAUUCUUCAGGUCCUUAAGGCCUCUGGCAGUUAUAUUCACUUCCUUAGUUGUGGCUACUAUUAUCUUUAGCCAACAUUUCUUUCCAUUUGUAAAGGAAGUAGCAUUCCCCUUUGUUAUGGAUUCCUUGGAAACAUUCUAUCAAGAUUUUAGUAAGAGGUUUCAGAUAGUGAUGGAAACCCUGUGGUAUACCUCUAAUUUUCUACUUGAAUAUCUAUACAGAAUAUUUCCUACUUCCACGUGAAUACUUCAAGUAGCAACCUGUGCUAUAUUAAGGAGCUCAUGGAUUAUUUUAAUUUUU